This is a messenger RNA of Hyalella azteca, 3001 nucleotides long. RefSeq lists its product as uncharacterized. NCBI's taxonomy places the organism in Eukaryota, Metazoa, Arthropoda, Malacostraca, Amphipoda, Hyalellidae. The coding region runs from base 1 to 1890 and encodes 629 amino acids. The transcript is spliced from 10 exons. The record is from RefSeq and is a predicted model, not a curated record.
AUGCGUUACAACCGCAAGCGUUACAACCGCAUGCAUAACAGCCGCAAGCGCUACAACCGCAAGCAUUACAACCGCAUGCGUUACAACCGCAUGCGUUACAACCGCAAGCGUUACAACCGCCAGCUUUUUGCGACAUCAUUCUCAAGUGCUGAACAGAAGGAAGAUGAGUUCAACAACGGCAAGUUGACGUCAGGUCAAGUGUUCGGGGACAACAAAUAUCAUCACAUUUUGGUUGAACCAAAAAGCGGCGAGAAAAAAACCGCGGGCUUGUCGGCCGACAGACGAGGAGGCAACCAUCGCUUUGCUGACCGCGAUGAACUUACCAAGAACCAGUACGCCUGGUUCACGUCUUCGCGUGGAAGCGGCUGUUAUCGGUUGGUGCGACCGCGCAUGCGCAUCGCGCGGCAGUUCAUCCAAGCGACGGUGGUGACGCCGGACAGGGCGGAGUGCGAGUACGAGUGUGCUAAGGCUAAGGAGUUCACAUGUCGGGGCUUCAAUUUCAGGUGUGCGUUCACAUGUCGGGGCUUCAACUUCAGGUACAGGACCCGGGACAACCGCAGCACCGCCCCCAACUGCGAGCUGAGCCUCCAGGACACGUACGGCGCCGACCUGGAUGACGAAAGGGUCUUUCAUGUGGACCACGACUUCGACUUCUACGAGAGAACAAAGCUGGGCAGAGAUUGCGAGGGAAGCUUGUUUGGAUUGGGUAACAGUCCUGGAGGCCAAGAGACUUUCAAAAGACCAGGAAAUCCUUCUGCAACCAGUGGAAGGCUUCCUUUCGGCUUUGGUGCAAGUAGUGGAACUGGCGACAGAUUUGGCACAAGUGUAGUAUCCGGAGGAGAUUCCAGACUUGGCGAUCGCUUGAGGCCAGGCAGUGGCGGCUUUUCGUCAGGGUUCGGCUUGGGAGGUCUGGGCAGCAGCGGCACGAGCAACACAUUACCUACGCAGUCUUUCGGCCUCUUCAGGGAAGACUGUUAUCGCCUGGCACGAGCCAACACGAGGCUGGGCCUGCGUGUGGUCAGGGACCAACUACGCGCCACAGACGUCAACGACUGCAAGCUGCGAUGUCACCAAAGCCGACACUUCAUGUGCCGCUCCUUUGCAUUCAACUACCGGAGCGCUGCACGACGCGAGGAAAACUGCUUCCUGAGCGCCAGGGAGGUGACGCAGAUCAGCGCCUUCGACCUCCCCAUCGACUCGGGCUACGACGUCUUCCAGCGCAGGAUCUACGACAGAGAAUGCGAUGGCGGAUUCAGUGACUCGGCGUUCUUGACGUCUGAGGGUGGCACUGAGACGGUGUCGGGGCUGCGUUGCUACGGUCGCAAUCGCUGCACGGAAGACAAGCUUGGGGGCUACUGGUACUGUGAGACCAACGCCGUAGGGGCCUGGGACUACUGCUGCAGGCCUGACCAGGUCUGCAGUGCAGGGGACAACGAGGCCUUCAAGUGGUGCUACGUUGGUUCGGUCGGUGUAGAACAAUGGCGUCCGUGCACUGGCAGCAGCUUCCGGAGAGAUUUCCUUCACGAAUCUCCUUCGAAUACGACUCUUAUAGAAUUAUUGGACUCCCAGGGUGAUUUCAACGACUCUAACCAUACUGUCAAGGACUCAGAUCGACUCGCCCACGGCAAAGACUCGGACCAGUUUGAAGUAGAACGGCCCAGGUCACCGGACCCAGCCAAAUUCCAGGGCGACUCUCUGCUGCCCAAUUCCUUCCAGCCACUAAAAGCCGUUAAUUUUUCAUUGGAUAAAAGCAAACUUUACGUUGAAGGCGAGGAACUGCACUUGACAGAUGAGGAAAAACGGGGUGCUUUUUCUGAUGGAGGCCAAGGCGAUCAAGAGGGACGGUCGGAAGCUGCAAUCGAGUUGCACGAUUUGCCAAAUUUAGGAUAAAAUAAGCAUGACGUGAACAAGAUUCAUCAUAGUACAUUUGAUAUUUCAGCUUUAGCAAUCGGGAAUUUUUCUGCUCUGAAAGUGAAGAAAUUUAAAUUUAAAAGGCGAUAAUAACUAGGCUGGGAGCUUUACUGAUGGAGUUGAAAUAUAUCCAUUACGUGAGUAUAGUAGCGAGUCAAAUUGAAAUAUAAUGUUAUUCUGACAUUUUAAGAAUCAUCGUUAGUAUACUGAUUGCGAAAAUUUUUUUUACAGUGUUUAAGGCACACGCCAGUGAGAGAACUUUACAAUUAUUAUUGGUUUUACUGCGUAACGUUAGUUUGGUCAUUUAAUAUUUGAUACACGAAUAUUCUUAUAAUAUCAUCAUGGAAAACGAAUAUUUGAUAAACGAAUAUCGCAAUCACUGUAUCUCUUUUUAGAAGUUUGUUUUGUGUAACUUUUUACUUGAAAAUUAAUUGCGACUUGUAGUUUAUAUUAAUGGGCAUUACAAAAUCAAUGCAGAAGUGGAGCCAAAAAACGUUCCUGUCUUUAUUGGAUAGGUACUAAAACUUCCUUGUAGGAGAAUUUAUUUAGGCAGAAAUUAAUGAAACUUCAUAGUGUUUUAAAAGUGAUAUUUAAAAUUUUACAAAUAAAAAUUAGUGUGAAGCUGUUUUGGUUUUUUGAACGCAGGAGCUGUUAGUUAUAUUCAAUGUAUUUUGAUUAAGAAGUUCGAGGUGCCGAGUUAAUGCAUCAUUUCAUGCCAAAGAUAAUCGUAGGCCAAUUAUAAAUGAGUUGAUUUUAUCACACAAAGUUAAAUAAGCCUGAUAUGAUAUUGAAGCUUUUGAUUUACUUAACCUAACCUUUCACAUGGUCAAAUGUUAUCUUCAUUGUUUUACCUUGGUGGAAUAGAAGUAUCUGGAAUAUGAAAGUAUCGAUAGAAACAAUUAAUAUUUUUAAUGAGGUGCAAAUAGUUUUAUAUUUUUUCCAAAUUUCGUAAGGUAUCGAAAUAGUUGAGCUCAGAUCUUUGAUCCAUCUACUACAAGACUACUGAAAAAACAAACUUUGCGUGUACUUAAGAUUUUCGCAACUUACAUUUGUCUAAAUAUUUUCUAAGAUAAAUGUAACUCUGCAAAAA